Molecule: messenger RNA, 1810 nt
Organism: Marasmius oreades (fairy-ring Marasmius)
Lineage: Eukaryota; Fungi; Basidiomycota; Agaricomycetes; Agaricales; Marasmiaceae
Exons: 7
Coding region: 133-1716 (527 amino acids)
Biological process (GO): protein polyubiquitination
Molecular function (GO): ubiquitin protein ligase activity; metal ion binding
Source: RefSeq, a predicted model, not a curated record
GGCCGACGCGACACUGGGCGUGGUCGCGUUUUGUUUGCGCAGUCGCCACAUGGGAACAAGCGGCGACAAACAGCGGCACUCGGUUCUCGCUCCCAUAAUUUAUGAUUUAGUCCUCCAACCCAUCUUCUCGCGAUGGAUAGGCCAUCGACGUCCAAAUCUCGUGGAAUUUGUAAGUAUUAUACGACUCCUCGUGGCUGCUUUUCCGGGAAGAAUUGCAAGUUUCUGCACGCUGAUCCUGAAGUCGACAAGGGUGUGAGCGCCCGUUUGACCUCCUAUGAUCAGUCGAAGACCUGUCGGUAUUAUGCUCGAGGCUAUUGCAAACGAGCUGAGAAAUGUUGGUUCCUGCACACACUACCACGAAACCAAGUCGGGGGAACUCUGGACAUACACGAUGUCGUUGAUCCUAUAGACGAGUUAUGCUCAAUUUGCUUUGAGAAACCAAGUCUCUACGGACUUCUAGCUGGGUGCAGUCAUGUCUUCUGUAUCACGUGCAUCAAACGAUGGCGAGACCCAGUGGCGAAGUCGCUAGAUAUGGUCGACUCAGGCGUACACAAGAAAUGUCCGAUGUGUCGGUCACCCUCCAGCUUCAUAACACCGUCAUCGUUGUUUUACACGAAUGAGGACCCUCGAAAAUCGGAAACGAUCAAAAACUACAAGGAAAGUAUGGCCAGAGUGCCGUGCAAGUAUUUCUUACACUCCAGGACCAAGAACAAGGCAAAACCAAUUUGCCCUUUUGGGAAAGAUUGUUUCUAUCAGCAUCUUAAUGAUGAUGGUACUCCUUAUCUCUUUCGUGAUGGUGUAGAAGCAUCCAUGAGAAGGCUUCGACAGCCGUUGUUCAGUCACAUAAAUUUAUUCGCUGAUAUCUUUGAGAGCGUACGGCGUGAUGAAGAUGGGAAUUAUGAUUGGAUCAAUCGUCUACUCGAGGAGCCUAAUCUUGCACAACUUCAGGACACUUUGCAAGCGGUUCGAGACAGUCUUCAGGAAAUCGACCGCGCGAAUGAAUCCGGAGAGGAAAGAUCACGGAGAAACUGGACAGACUCUACGCAGAACAAUAUUGUCGUCAACGCCUCGGUUCUACCUGGCGUUGAAGCGUGGAAUCUCGACGGGGAGCGGCCAUCAACAAGUGUCAGACAACCUGUUCCAAUUUCAGUCACUAGCGGGUCGUUGUGGCCUGCCCUGGACACUACACGUUCCAAUGGCGGGGGCGAUGUUCAUAAUGAUGGCGAUGAUUCCGAUCAUAGCUCCCUCCCGGCGCUUCAAGAUGUGGAAGACACAGAUUCCGACGAUGCUUGGAGCACUACGGACGGUGAUUCAGGAGAAAACACACCCCCUCAAGACGACUUGAGCGACUUACGACGUGCAGCGCUGUCUUUGGCGCUUACUAUGUCGUCAAGAAAUGACCAUAGCGGGCAUCAGAUCCUGGAAUCUGUUCUGAACGAUCAGCCUCCCCAGCCAAUCUCUGACGAGAACGCUGGCCUGCCAGCUCUGGAAUUAACCGCCGAUGAGGGAGAUGAGGCCUGUGAAUCAGAGGAUACUUGGCCACGGCCUCCAUUUGUAACGGACGGACGAGGUCGCGUUAUUGGUGCAAGUGAUGGCAACAACGGGUCCGCGUCCGUUGAAGUCACAAGAAUUGAUGGAGGUCGGAGUAAUGGGGAAGAGGUCGGUGAAGAUUUGCCUAGGACAAUCUUGGGUAGGUUCAUGAACGUCUUUUUCUAGAUUUGAAGGGCGUUAUAAUGUGUAAAACGAUAUGUAGAGUAUUGUACAGUUUAUUGAUUUUGGAAUAUUAAUUCCCUUUUUGGAGAUGACAUCA